This is a messenger RNA of Sorghum bicolor (sorghum), 1539 nucleotides long. Its product is annotated as serine/arginine repetitive matrix protein 3. NCBI's taxonomy places the organism in Eukaryota, Viridiplantae, Streptophyta, Magnoliopsida, Poales, Poaceae. The transcript has a single exon. The coding region runs from base 1 to 1539 and encodes 512 amino acids. The record is from RefSeq and is a predicted model, not a curated record.
AUGACACCACACGGGCCGCCUUUCGACUUCGACCUCAACGAGCCGCCGCCGCCAGAGAACGACGGCGUGGACGGCAUGUCCGCAGUGCCGGUGCCGGAACCCUCGGUGCAGCAAGAUCCGCUGCCGCUUGCGCCGGUGCCGGAACCCUCGGCGCAGCAAGAUCCGCUGCCGCCGCCUGCGCCGGUGCCGGCGGAGCCGACGACGGCGCACGUCGCGCUGCCUGCGCGAUCGCUAGCGCUGGCGCCGGAGGCCUCGCCGGACGAGCCUCUCCCUGCGCGAUCGCUAGCUCCGGCGCCGGACGCCUCACCGGUCGACCCUCUCCCUGCGCCGCUGCGGGCCGCACCGGUGCCCGUGCCCUCGCCGCAUCAUCAUCUGCCGUCUCCGUCUCCGGUGUUAGACCUGGAGGCACCGCUGUCUUCUCUCGACGACGAGGACGAAGACGAGGCGGACCUGCCUCUGCCCCCGCCCCCACCGCUCCCCCUGCCCCCGCCCCCGCCCCCGCCGCCGUCAUGGUACGCGCCCACGGCGGUUGUUUCCUCUGGCCGUCAGGGCGACGCGGCGCGGCAGUACUCGUCGCCCGAGACUUGGGCGCCGCGCGGUCGCUCCAGGGCGGCGACGGCGAGCGACACGACGUCCUCCCAGAUGUCGCGGCGCCGCAGGCCCUACUCCUGCGACGACGCGAUCUCCAAGCAACGUCGCGUCGUCGUCGACUACGACGAGGACGGCGGGUCGCCCGCCCGAUCCCGAAGCGGGAGCCGUCGUCGCUCGGAAUUCGGGUCCCCGCGCCGCUACGAGCGCUCGGAACCCGCCCCGCCGCGUCAUCACUACUACGAACAACAAGACGGUGGACGGCAUGCGCCGGUGGCGGAUGGGCAGCCGGUCGCGCUCGCGCCUGCGAGGAACCGGCGCCGGCGCCGGCGGGCGCAGAGGCCGCAGCACGGUGGCCCAGUGCAGAGGCAGCAGGGCUUCCGAGGCCAAGAAGGAAGGCCGCAGGUCCAUCAUGGGCCUCAUCAUGGCCCAGAAGUGCCAAAGGUGGGCUACGCUUCGUACCACCCGCCGUCUGGAUCGUUGGUCAGGCGUGACGCGUCCGGUGGCCGGGUGAGUCCGGAGCAAGAACGAGUGCGAGCCACCGGCUGGGACCGUCGUCCGUGCAGGGAAAACGACGACGCGCCUCCUUUCAGGCCGCCGUCGUCGUCGUCUUCUCGACCACCGCACGGCAGGGACGACGGUUCGUACGGCGGAAGGCACAUUGUUCCUCCCCCGGAAGAAAAAACCAUCACCGGUGGUGGCGGACAUCAUCAUCAGCAAACAAAGGCUCCUCCUCGUGGUCGUGAUGAGCACUUCAGCGAUCGGGCGUACCAUCCCUACGCACGUCGCGUCAGCGGUUUCGACAGGCCCGGCGGCGACGACGGCGGCGGCCGGAAUCCAGCGAGGCGUGAGCCCCGUGACAGUUACGAGCACCGGCGCUACAGCAAGGAGUUCAGGUCAGGAGGACCUUCUGGUCAUGGCCUCCGAUACUACGGAGAUGUGCAGGAGUGA